AUGUCUAAACCGGAUGCGACCCCUCUACCUGAACGCUCUUUAAAUCACCAAGCUGUAUUAGAGGAAGAUGAAUACACUGCUUCUCUUUCGCACAUCAUUGCGCGCGAUUUCUUUCCGAGCUUGGUUCACCUGGAUGCAACCAAUGAAUAUCUCGAUGCACUGAACUCUCGGGAUCCACAUCUCAUCGGCGCCAGUGUGCAGAGACUGGAGGAGCUCAACAAUACCCCGAUGGUUGGAGCCAGCCAUCGAGGAAGAGUGCCUCUCCAAACGCCAGGACAAACACCGUAUGCUUCCGGUCCUUCCGACACUCCCCUUCGACCGUCUCGCCUGGAUGGCGAGCCUGCAGCGAAGAGACCAAAGUAUGAUACCUCGUUGUCCUUAGAUAACUUCCAAGCGCGCUAUACGUCGGAAGACAACUCCAGUUUCACAGAGAUUCUUGACGAAGAGAAUCGGCAGCGAAAGGAAAAGUGGGCUUGGGCUUGGGACGCCCAGAAGCGAGUAGAGGAGAAGAAACUCAUUGCAGGUGUAGAGAGAGAAAGGAUGCUUAUAGAGCCUCCUCCAGGGUCGAAUCCGGGAGUCAGAGAGAGACUCGUGAUCGAACCUGCGAAACCGGUGGGUUUAAUAACUGCGGGUAACGGGGAAGAGACAGACGGAGAGAACAAGGACAUCAACGAAGGAAAGAAGGAGCUAGUCCUCAGGCAAGUGAAUGAAGGCGAAGAAGAAGAAGAAGAGAGAGAUGUGAUGGCCCCGAAGAAAGAUGACCGAAUCGCUGGUGUAGAUGGCUGGAAGUUCAAAGCUCGGAAUUCGCUUAUGUUCCCUCCUGAUGCCGACUCUGCUCCUUACCACCCAAAGCCCCAAGCCUCGGUUUCGGUGCCUAGCGGUGAAGAAAAGUCUAUUUCUUACGGGAGUACUCGACUUUCGGAGCAGGAGGUGUCAACGGAUGCCAACAAGUCUUUGAGUGAACCUCCGAGUCCGACUAGGAGUAGAAUCAUUGCCGCCAUCACCGGGACACCAUACCAUCACAGAGACCCUUCAUCAUCGGUUCCAUUUUCUCUAGUCCCAUCUCUGCCCUCGCCGACACCUGAGCAACUCGGUCCAGCAGCUGUAAAACAACUCAUGACCUGGGGAACAUUGAAUGCGACACCACGAAUCAUAUCUUCCAUCGACGACCCAGCUCUAGACGUUCCGACACCAAGGACUCCAUUUCACCUCCCUGCUCCGUCUUCGCGCGAAACUCUUUCACACAAACUUUCCAAUAAGGCAUCAAAAAGUCUCCGGGCCAAAGCAGAAUUGUUUGGUCUUGGGGGCACGACACCUGGCAUAAGAUCUUCAUUACAAGCAUCACGGACAUCAACAUUGGCUAAAGGAAGUAUGGGUCCACCAUCGUGGACACCUGGUCCUCGACGUUCAUCACAAGCUACCGGAAACCUAACACCAGCUGCAAAGCGCUUGCUUGACAGGACAAUGGGGACGGGUGCUCAGAGAAGAGCAGAAGCUAUGGAGAAGGACGCUGGUUGGUCUUCUGCUAAGGAAAGGGAUAUGAACAAGGUUAGAUGGACACCAACUCCAGGGAAAGGACGGUGA
Molecule: messenger RNA, 1584 nt
Organism: Lentinula edodes (shiitake mushroom)
Lineage: Eukaryota; Fungi; Basidiomycota; Agaricomycetes; Agaricales; Omphalotaceae
Product: nuclear protein DGCR14
Exons: 2
Coding region: 1-1584 (527 amino acids)
Cellular component (GO): catalytic step 2 spliceosome
Source: RefSeq, a predicted model, not a curated record